This is a messenger RNA of Notolabrus celidotus (New Zealand spotty), 1509 nucleotides long. Its product is annotated as gastrula zinc finger protein XlCGF52.1-like. The transcript has a single exon. The coding region runs from base 65 to 1249 and encodes 394 amino acids. Lineage: Eukaryota; Metazoa; Chordata; Actinopteri; Labriformes; Labridae. The record is from RefSeq and is a predicted model, not a curated record.
AGAACCAGCACACAUUAAAGAGGAAGAGGAGGAACUGUGGAGCAGUCAGGAGGAUGAGGAUGUAAUGAAGUUCACUCUCUUUCCUGUGAAGAGUGAAGAUGAAGAGGAAUCUCAGUGCUCACAGCUUCGUGAACACCGCACUGAAGCUGAUGGAGAGGACUGUGGAGGAUCAGAACCAGACAGGAACUUAAAUCCAGACGGUCAUGAAGAGGCUUCACACUCUGGAUCUGACACAGACGACAGUAACGAUUGGGAGGAGACCAGAGGACCUCAGUCGGGUUUAAACCCUCUGCGAAUAAAAGAAGAACCUGAGAGUGAUGAAGAAUAUAAAACUGGAGAAACAUCAGUGAGCUCGUCUGUCAAAGAGGAACGACUUGAGAACCACAAAGGGAUCCGGAGAGGAGAGAAAACGUGUCGUUGUUCAGUUUGCUUUAAAGGAUUUAGCAAUAAGAGAAAUUUAUCAACUCACAUGAUGCGUCACACAAAAAGUCAUAACUACAGCUGCUCCGCUUGUAAGAAGAGUUUCCCUUGGAGAGGAGAGCUGGAGAGACACGUGAGGAGCCACACAGGAGAGAAACCCUUCACUUGUCCACUCUGCAGUAAAACUUUCACACAGAAGUCCAGUUUGUCCUCACACCUACAACUGCACACCGGAGAGAGACCCUUUACUUGUUCUCUUUGUGGGAAGAGUUUCACCAAGAAGUCAAAUUUAUAUUCACACCAGCAAGUUCACCUGAAAGAGAAACCCUUCAGUUGUUCAGUUUGUAACAGAGGCUUCCAGUGUAAAAGUAAAAUGGACGCACACAUGGCGAUCCACACGGGGAAGGAACCGUUCAGCUGCUCUGUUUGUGGGAAAAUAUUCACACAUAACAACAUGAAGAAACACAUGCUGAUUCACACAGGAGAGAAACCUUACAGCUGUUCAAAGUGUGGGAAAACAUUCAGGCAGCACGAGAACCUGAAACGCCACCUGAUCGUCCACACGGGAGAGAAACCCUUCAGCUGUUCGGUCUGUGGGAAGCGCUUUAGGCAACAAGAGAACCUGAAUCGGCACCUCAUCGUCCACACCGGAGAUAAAUCCUUCAGUUGUUCAAUCUGUGGGAAGAGAUUCGCACAAAGCACGACUCUGAAGCAUCACUUAGUCGUCCACACGGGACAGAAACCGUUUGACUGCGGUUCUUGUGGUAAGAGAUACACUCAGCUCGCAAGUCUGAAGAGACACAGAUGUCAAAGAUUCGUCCCGUCUUAGUGUGUGUUGACUAAAUGUUGAAUUACAUUUUCACACAACAAAAGUCACAACUCCAGUGAAACAUUGUCUUGGUGCUAAGUCACAAAAACGGACCAGUGCUGAGAUGUCUUUGACUUUGGACACGUCACAAAGGACCUAACACCACAAGCAUUGACCCGGGUCAAGAUCUGAAGCCAGACUUUCCCUUCCUCCUUGUUUGUUCUCUUUGAGGAUUGACUUGCUGAUAACAUCUGUUUGUUCAUUCUAGAUUCUAAAAAUCA